AUAUAUCGUCUGGUGGUCACAAUAAAUAGCUACUAAUUGUAUUCAUAUUUGAUUACGGUAUACUCUUAGUUGAUAAGGAUGAAAAUUAAACCUUUUAUCUACAUGUUCUUUAUUUGUGCCCUAAUUCUUAACUCUAUUGUGGUAAUCGAGUCAUCCAAAUUUGGUGCAAGAGAAGAAUCCAAAACAAAUACUGGAAUAGAUGGUUUGACAGAUUCAGAAGGAAGACGACAAAAUGGUGGUGGAAAUGGCAGGGGUGCAAAAGGAGAAGGUGAACGCAAUGGAAGUGUAAAAGACAACGGAGGUCGAACGGAUAACAAAAGAAGUGGUCGCAUUGGUGAAGGUUGGCAUUUAAGAGGUCCAAUAGAUUCAGGAGGUGGCUUUAACAGUAAAAAUAAAAAUGGAGGGCGUACCCGUAGAGGACGACUUCCAUGAAAAUCAGACAUAUGCAUGUUUGUUUGGUAUCCUAUAUAAUGGAAGCAUGGACUCUACCUUGCUCUAUACCUAUAGUCUGUAAUAGGAUGAGCAUAUAUAUUUUCCUAAAUUAAUAUGUAUUUCACCCAUAAAAAAGUAUCAUGGUUACAUGUUAUAUUAUUUUGUACUUACAUAUUAUUACAGUUAAGUGGAUAAAAAUAUCAUGGUUUGAUGUUAUAUUA
Messenger RNA from Medicago truncatula (barrel medic), 653 nucleotides. RefSeq names its product putative carbonic anhydrase 2. Lineage: Eukaryota; Viridiplantae; Streptophyta; Magnoliopsida; Fabales; Fabaceae. The record is from RefSeq and is a predicted model, not a curated record. The coding region runs from base 79 to 432 and encodes 117 amino acids. The transcript is spliced from 2 exons.